Messenger RNA from Sardina pilchardus (European sardine), 3199 nucleotides. It is a transcript of the gene gramd2aa, whose product is annotated as GRAM domain containing 2Aa. Bases 266 to 1384 code for a protein of 372 amino acids. The record is from RefSeq and is a predicted model, not a curated record. Gene Ontology annotation, biological process: regulation of store-operated calcium entry. The transcript is spliced from 12 exons. Lineage: Eukaryota; Metazoa; Chordata; Actinopteri; Clupeiformes; Clupeidae. Gene Ontology annotation, molecular function: phosphatidylinositol-4,5-bisphosphate binding. Gene Ontology annotation, cellular component: extrinsic component of cytoplasmic side of plasma membrane; endoplasmic reticulum membrane; organelle membrane contact site.
AAGGCUAGAGGUUGAGGGAUUGACUGAGCCCAUCCGAUGCUUCAUUCAUGCAACUUGAUGCAGCGGCAGCGAGAGAUUAUGCGAGGAUGAUUUUGUUGAGUGUAAAUGUGAAAUCUGAUUAUCUCCGUGCUGGGAGGGGCAGGGAGAUGUGCUGAGGCAAUGGCUUUUUCACCAGGAGGGAUCCGGCGAGGGGAGCUCACAGUGACAUGAGAGAACAAGGCUGAUCUUGCUCUGCGACGGUGCUGCAGCUGAGAGUCGAGGUUUCAUGGGAUGCACUAUAUACGCGGCCAGCCCUGAGGCACCCCCGGAGGGUCCUGACCCAGCCAAACGCCCCAAUGAUCCCAGCACCAGGAGACCACACACGCGACAGAGGCCGAGGAGCAUGACUGAGCAGCAGGAACAGAGCGAGGACGUUGGCCUCCUCACGCCUCCGGACCUGCCCGAGCCCCCGAAGGAAGAGGACACCCAAAACCCCCCGCAGUUCAGAGUGCAGCUUAUCGAUGACCUAUCAUAUGAGGAUGUGAAGAAAUGCUACCGCGGCUCGACCGUCAGCAAGUACAACUCCCAGUACCACAAGCUCUUCCAGACCGUCCCCAAGGAGGAGAUCCUUAUGAAAGUGUACUCUUGUGCUCUGCUACGAGACAUCCUUCUUCAGGGCCGCCUUUACAUUUCCAGAAACUGGCUGUGUUUCUACGCCAACCUCUUUGGCAAGGACAUUAAGGUGGCCAUCCCAGUGGUGUCUGUGCGACUGGUGAAGAAACACAAAACAGCAGGCCUGGUCCCCAACGGACUGGCCAUUACCACAGACACCAGUCAGAAGUAUGUGUUUGUGUCACUACUGUCCAGGGAUAGUGUGUAUGAUGUAUUGAGGCGGAUUUGCACUCAUCUCCAGGUCAAUGGCAAGAAAAGUCUCAGUCUCAAGCAGUUUAUGGAGGAACCCAACUCCUUAUCUCUGGUGAGCCUUGGACUCCUUGCUUGUGUUCCUGUGGCUUCACUAUCUGACGAGUUCCCGGUCCCGGAUGAGUUCCCCGUGGCGGACGAGUUCCCCCCAGUGCUGAAAUGGAGGCGGAAGCCGUCUGUGGCCUCGGUGUCCUCUUCGCUCCCAGACCUGCUGGGCAACUCGGCCAGCAGCCUCAGCGCAGUGGACACGCCCUUCCAGACAGAUGAGCCACUGGAGGAGAGCGGCCUGGAGACAGACAAGAUCCUGCUCACAGAACCGGUUCCGGAACUGGGCCAGAUGGAGUACCAGCUGCUGAAGUUUUUCAUCCUACUGAUCAUUCUUCUCAUCCUGUCCUCCUGUUACCUGGCCUUCCGUGUGUGUAGCCUUGAGCAGCAACUGUCGUUCCUCAACCACAACCCAGCCCUCACCCUAAGGGAAAGAUAACUCGGGGCUUGAGUUUGCCACUGGAAGGAAGAGCCUACCUGCACAGGCCCCUUGCUGUCUUUGAUCCUGUCAAGACUAUGCAAAACAGGCCCUUUUAUUUAUUGAAGGUUUCCUGCAGUUCAGAGUGGAAUUAUACUCCAUCACUGUAGUUUGAUCAUUGUUUCACAGAACAAGCUGGGAGAAAAAAAAACUGAAAAAGAGGCCCUUAGGUAAAUCAUUCUUCUGUUAUCUUUCAUUUUAUCCUUACACUGGUAAGCUGGAUUGGAUCGAACAGCAGUCUGUGCUGUUCCCAAAGAUGCUCCAUGAUGAUAAUAAUGCCAAUGGAACACUAAAGGGGUCUGAUCGAUCUCACAAGCACCUCUGGCUGCCUUUUAACAUAUACUGUAUGUAAUCCUUCCAUUUCAAAUCCUCUGGAGAUUCCGAGCAAUAACAACGUCAAAAAGAUACACAUAUCUAGAAGCCAGCAAUCAUGACCUCUGUCAGACUAAUCUUGAACGGAGACUGCUGAUAAUCCCUGUAGUCACAGACAGUGUGAAGACUGGGCAACGGAACACUGGUCAACUUAUAGGACACUGGAACUGCAUAGGAUGGUCAAUCAGAGAAAACGGAUGUUAGUCUUCACAGUAGUGAAAAUACUUCAUGUUUAACUGCAAGGCUGAUGUAACAUGUAGUUAUUACCACUACCAAGUCAGGAUGAGCUACCUGUAUGGAUAUCAUAGCUGAGUUCAUUUAUCACAUAGACAUUUCAUAGAGCCAUAGCUGAGGUACAGCACUGGACUAAUCAGGGUUAAGAAUAGGAUGGAAUAGAAUAUAAUGAUGCUAAGAAUAUGUAUUUUGUUUUUAUUUUUUUUAGAUGUAAUCUAGAAGUGAGCUGCACAUAAUCUUCGUGUUGCCCAGCUCUGUGAGUUUGCACAGACAGGCUAGUUAUUAGACCGAGGGAUAAGGAGGUGUUAGCCCUCUUCUUUUGUUCCUGACAUGCCAAGUUUAGAACUCCUGCCUGUCCUUAUAAUUUAUUUAAAUUAUACUCACCCACACACCGUAGGUUUCAGCUGCCAAAUUAGAACCUCAAUGUUGGCAUAGCCUGGACCCAUAAACAGAUUUCAGCUUUUUUUCUUUGUUUUUAUGAGGCUUGUUAAAUUGUAUAUGUUGUUCCUAUAUUGUAUAUGCAAUGCAAAGAUGUCACAGUAAAAUCUACUGUAUAUUUCAAAUGAACUAUUGACAACAUAGGAAAGGACCUGUUUUUUACAGAGUGCUUGGACUGUUGUUAAAACAGAGUUUACGAUCCUGUUCAGAGUCUUGGAAGGUGUAUGUGUGUUUGCACUGAAGUGAAUGUACACUGAUCAGUUUGAAACAAGAAUAAUGCAAAUCAAAGCAAUUAUCAAGUGCUGGAAACACUUUCAGAAAUGUCACUGAAGUUGAACAUUUGAAGUUGGAAGAUACAUUUGAACAUUUCAGAAUUGUUUGCCUCAUAUUGAUGUCCCUGGUUGUUCUUGUAUCCCCUCCACUGUCUUUUUCCUUUGCACACACAACCCACAUCAAGAGCCUUGUAUGAACCUUGUCUCAUGUCAAGUAUUAAAUAAGCAGUUUGUAGGCUGUGGUUUUCCUUUCCGAUUUGCUGUCACACACUUGUAACAUUUCAACUAGUUGUACUAGUUCGUUCAACUACUCAUUAAAUGUUCAGUUACUGACACAAUCUAAUAAAAAGCCAUUUGAUCCAGACACGUCUGGAUAUACAGUGUCAGUAAUAUAGUGAUAAUUUUUCAGUGCUGAUAUGAAGAGUCAUACACAUCAAAUAAAGUUUUACCAUCAACUCCA